Strongylus vulgaris is the source of this 414-nucleotide messenger RNA. NCBI's taxonomy places the organism in Eukaryota, Metazoa, Nematoda, Chromadorea, Rhabditida, Strongylidae. The record is from the annotation of a GenBank genome assembly.
AUGUCAGUAUUCUUCACUUUCUUUAUUUUGGGUUUGAAAUGCCGUGGUGCAUUUUUUAUCGUUGGUUCGACUAAGCAUUCAUUCCGCGCCAACCAAUGCUAUUUGACAUCGUCUGAUUCUCGAUUUGUUUUUCACAGGUUUCGCAAUCCUCCAACUGAUCCGUCGCAAGUGUUAGUGAUUGAGGAUUCUCCAAAUGGGGCACUUUCAGCUAUAAGUGCUGGAAUGCAAUGCGUCGUCAUACCAGAUCCUGCUCUUUGUCAGGAAGUUGAUGCGCUGAAAUUCGCUGUUUCCACUCUGAUUUAUCUUAUGCUUGUAUUCUUCUCUAAUGUCUCCCUUUCUCACAGAGCCACGCAAGUUCUCUCAAGCCUUGUGGAAUUCAAACCGGAAGAUUUUGGACUGCCUCCUUUCGAUUAG